GCCCUCCAGGCGCCGCCGCGCCUCUGUGGCUUCCACGUCGGAGCUCCGCAGCGGCGGCCCGGAGAUGGCGGCGGCCGAGGAGGCGGGCGCGGCGGCCGAGCCGCUGUUCGCAGGGCUGGCGGAGGUGUCGAUCUCGGAGGGGAUCCCGGUGGAGGGCGAGAUCGCGGUGCCGCUGCGCUCCGGCCCCGCCGACGAAGACGCCUCCACGCUGGACGAGCCGGUCCGCGACACCAUCAUGCGGGACCUGCGCGCGGUGGGGAAGAAGUUCGCGCACGUGGCCUACCCCAAGAAGAGCAGCGCCCUCCUGCGCGACUGGGACUUGUGGGGCCCUUUAAUCCUCUGCGUCCUGCUGGCCCUAAUGCUGCAGGGAAGAUCAGCUGACAGCACGGAAGACAAAGGGCCGCAGUUCGCAGAAGUCUUCGUUAUCAUUUGGUUUGGAGCUGUGGUCAUAACUCUAAACUCCAAACUGCUUGGAGGAACCAUAUCUUUCUUUCAGAGCCUUUGUGUCCUGGGCUAUUGCAUCCUGCCGUUGACAGUGGCUCUGCUGGUAUGCAGACUGGUGCUUCUAGCAUAUUCUGGGACCAUCAGCUUCAUUGUGCGCCUUCUAGUGGUGAUGGCUAUGUUUGGCUGGUCAACUCUAGCCUCUACAGCCUUCCUGGCAGAUAGCCAGCCCCCGAAUCGCAAGGCCCUGGUUGUGUACCCCAUCUUCCUUUUCUAUUUCGUUAUCAGCUGGAUGAUCUUCACCUUCGCUCCUUAGGGAGGCGUAAUGAGCACAGAAGUGCUUUUGUGGCAGUUGGCUCUGUCCCCGUGCGGUCCUCUAAUCGAUGUUGAUAGUAUGUGUUGUGGGAAGGCAGAAAAUGGGAUAAAUCUAGGAAUUACUCGCAAAUUCCUUGUUCUUCUGUGAAGCAGUUUCUUGAAUGAUGCUGACAUCUCCCUGCAGAGUAUUUCUUUUGUCCUGCUGCUAUAGUAAAUGCCCACCAGGGGACUUGCCUGCCCCAUUUGAAGUAUGCUGCAGCUUGAAGGGCAGUUCCAGAGAAUCCUGUCUUGAGCUACGAAGAAUGUUGAUGAGGUUGAUAUCCAACAUUGACCAGCUUCCUGGAAUUCCAGUCCACCCUUGACAUUUUACAUUCCAUAGAAUGUCGCCUUACACCUUUUUAAAUGCAAACAUUUCAAUCCCUUCAUUGUGCAAACCACAGAAAGCUAUCUGGAGUUGGUUAGAAGGUGUCUUGUUCUUUCACCCAUUUUAGUUCUUCACCAGAAAAUCUGGUGUUACUUGAGGCCCAGCCAAGCUCAACAGGAAAGCUUGCUCCAGAAAGCCAAGAUCAGAUCACAGCCUGAGCGUAAUGCAUUUAACAUGUUUUAAGUCUUACAAGUUCAUGGGAACAAUACCCUUUGCCAGUUGUCUUGAUCACAUGCAAGGUACUUUAUCAAUGAAGCAUUUUGUCCUGAGAAAGAUGGUGGGUGCUGGACAGUGACCGUUGGGUGCAAACACAACUGGAGACUGGCAGUGAGUUACGACAGAGGAGAUUCCUGUCUUUCAGAACACACUGCGCACGGGCUCCAGUACUUAACACUGGAGAAUCCAAGGAGGCCUUGGGGGAAAGCAGUCCUUAUGAAAGGUAUGGGCUUCUUGGACUUGCUGUAAGGAUCUAGUUCUAAAUGAAAAUGUGUUUGAAUGGGGGCUUCACAUCAGUGAACUGGUCUUUCUGACAUGAAUGCAUUUGUUCAGUUCCUGUGUCUUUUGGAAACUGUUAAAUGAAAAUGUAACUGCUGAAAGAAAAUGUGAAAAUAUGUAUCAUAAGAACUGAGGAGGGAGCUAUAUAAAUUAUUCACUGAAACUCUAUGUGCACAUAGUUUAAUCCUGAAUUCUCUACUGAGCUCUUGCCAAAGCUUGGAAAGACACACACCCCUCCCAGAUUGGUGCUGACUGUAAUCUGCUGACGUCAGCAAAGAAUGGUAGUCAGGCAGAGACGGUGAAAGAAGCGGCUUAUUCGGAACUGCCCAUUUCCAAAUGCACAGUGGACUAGCUUUGCACGCGUUUUUCUGUUCUGUAUGGAAUAUCUGGUGAGAGCUUACACGCCUCUUGAGGUUUUCUGUUUAAGUUCCACACAAUGCUGAGUAAAUUAGCUGUAUGAUGGGACAAAAGGAAAACUGACCUUCCGUUUGCAUCAAAUUUGAAAAUAGAAUAACCCUGGGGGGAAAGGUAAGCAUUUGAAGUGACAACUUGGGAAAGUGGCCUGCAUUUUGUGCCCCCAGUUUCUGAAUCUUUUGAAUUGUAGCAGUGUAGGCAUUUGUUGCCCAGCAUCGCAAUAUUGGCCAUAUGGAAUUCAGUGGACAGCAGACUCUGCCUACUGUCCUCGCUCGCUUGCACCUGUGAAGGCAAACUCUCGAGGUCCUCGUGAGCAGAAAUCAAAACAGGCCUUCCUUGUGUCUGUACAAGUUCCAGGAGGACUUUUAAACCAGUCCUUUAAAGUGCCGCUCCUUUUAACAUGCAUGAGAGGUCUUCUCAUGAGAAGCUGAGCCUCCGAUCUGACCUCUGCUUUAGAAGAACAUUUCUGGGUCAUCCAAAGACACGAGAACAAGACUGACGCAGAGGAGCCUUGAAAAUUAAACUGCCCGUUUUGUGUUUGUCUAACCUGAAAAGAGCGCAAAUCCUCAUUUGCACUUUUGUUCUUCAAGGUGACUUGUUCUAUCAAAAUUAAAAUACCGCUUUUUAGGGUUUUCUUUGUUCUGUCAACAUAGUAAGCCUCCUAAAACAACAUACAAGGAUCUAUUUGCAGAUUGAUCAGUGAAAGCCAUUUUCAUAUUAUGAUCAGAUUUACUGGGCGUGUGUAGGAUCUGUCGCAAUAACGGCCUCUCACACAAAGUUCCAUAUGACAGCUUUUCUCACCAGCUCUGUGUAAGGACUGUUCACAUACAGCUAUUCUGGGUGAGCUGAUGGACGUGUACACAGCAAAUGAACAAGUUUAUGGGGAGAAGAGGGCAGAAUCCCUCUGGCCUCCAAGUGUUUCCGGUUCCAGGGGCAAGAGGGGAGUGUAAAAUAAUUGUGCAGUUCAUAGAGUGUGGCAGAGAUCAAUGCGGACAUUUUAAGUCCUGUAAGCACAAUCUAGGAUUUAGACUGCAUGUACUAAUGCUGUACAAAACAGCAAAACUGACCAAGUAGUUUGUAGGAAUAAGAGUCGUAACAAAUGUGUGGCACUGGUAAGUCCCUAUCUAAAAGCAGAACUUAAGCUUUAAAUGGUUUGUGUGUGUGCAUUACCCCUCCAGUCACUCUUCUGUCCGUUUCAUGUUUGCUGUGGCUAUAUAAAAGAUCUCUUUAAAUGAUAGUUUUGAUGUUGGGCUUCACUGCUUGCAUUUAUGUAGGCAGGAUAAGUCUUAAGACUUUAAAAAUUAAAAUCCUAAGAGAUGUGUGGUGUAAUACUAGAUCACUUUUAAAGGUAUUUCCCAGCUGCCUUCAAAUGCUGAGAUUUUACACAAUACAGGUCAUAUGCCUUAAAUCAGCCCUUACUGUGGCUUUGUACCCCUGAUGUGGUGGAAUGUACCUGAUGUGGCCAAAGAAGAUCUAUUGGCAAAUGAGAAAAUGUGAUGAAUUUUCUCUUGAAUUGUCCCUCCUGGAGUGCAUUGACUCUACGAUCGUUUAAUAGAACAUCUUUGUACCCAUUCUGUUCACAGUCAGGCACUUUGCAUUAAUUUAUUAUAUUUAUGGGAUGCUUUAUAUGAAAUUAUACUACUGAGGAAGGCCCUUUGGAGGAAACAUGGCUGGUUCUGGUUCUAUACAUAUGGAGAAAAAUGUACAAAUAAUACCUGUAUAUUUGAAAAUCGUCCAUUUGAAUACACAGUGAUAUGGCACCGAUAUGCUGAACCACUAUUGUUUUUAGCUAUUUAUUUUUCACUUGUGUUUGAUUAAAUUAUAUACAGGUCUUAAA
Molecule: messenger RNA, 3926 nt
Organism: Eublepharis macularius
Lineage: Eukaryota; Metazoa; Chordata; Lepidosauria; Squamata; Eublepharidae
Gene: YIPF6
Product: Yip1 domain family member 6
Exons: 7
Coding region: 65-757 (230 amino acids)
Biological process (GO): endoplasmic reticulum to Golgi vesicle-mediated transport
Cellular component (GO): trans-Golgi network; membrane
Source: RefSeq, a predicted model, not a curated record